Messenger RNA from Oncorhynchus nerka (sockeye salmon), 4278 nucleotides. RefSeq names its product 5,6-dihydroxyindole-2-carboxylic acid oxidase-like. NCBI's taxonomy places the organism in Eukaryota, Metazoa, Chordata, Actinopteri, Salmoniformes, Salmonidae. Gene Ontology annotation, molecular function: oxidoreductase activity. Gene Ontology annotation, biological process: melanosome organization; melanocyte differentiation. The record is from RefSeq and is a predicted model, not a curated record. The transcript has 10 exons. Gene Ontology annotation, cellular component: melanosome. The coding region runs from base 192 to 1772 and encodes 526 amino acids.
AGAGAAGGGGCCAAUGGGCCGUCCCUAGUGGGUGAUCAGUUGGACUGAGACAGAGGAACAGCAAGCACUACCACAGAGCCCCAGGACCAGCUUGCUUUGAGUCUCAGUUUCAGGGCGGCAGGUAGCCUAGUGGUUCGAGCGUUGGAUUAAUAACCGAAAGGUUGCAAGAUCAAAUCUCAGAGCUGACAAGUAUGUGUUGUCUGGGUCUCCUGGUGGUGGCGGCUCUGACCCCGUGGACCCUGGCACAGUUCCCCAGAGAAUGUGUCACCUCAGCGGGGAUACGGAGCGGCCAGUGCUGCCCCUCUCCCACUGGAGCCCUGGAUGACGAGUGUGGUUCUGCCACAGCGAGGGGUCAGUGUGUGUCCGUAGCUGCUGACAGCCACCGCCACGGCCCCCAGUACCCACAUGACGGCCGGGACGACCGGGAACGCUGGCCGUUAAGGUUCUUUAACCGGACGUGCCGGUGUAACGGGAACUUUGCGGGGUAUAACUGUGGCCGGUGCCGGUAUGGACUCAUCGGUCCUAACUGUGAUCAGAGGAUAUCUGUGGUCAGGAGGAAUGUGAUGCAGAUGAGUUCAGCAGAGAAGCAGGCGUUUGUGAACUCUCUUGACCAGGCCAAGAGGACCGUCCACCCUGACCUGGUCAUCUGCACACGACGUUACCAGGAAGUGUACGGCCCGGACGGUAACACCCCUCAGUUUGACAACGUCACCAUCUAUAACUACUUUGUGUGGACACACUACUACUCUGUCAGCAAGACCUACAUGGGGGCGGGGCAGGCUAGCUUUGGGGGUGUGGACUUUUCUCACGAAGGCCCGGGAUUCGUCACCUGGCACAGGUUCCACCUGCUGCAGCUGGAGAGAGAUAUGCAGGACAUGUUGGGUGAUGCCACCUUUGGCCUCCCCUACUGGAACUUUGCCAUGGGCGGCAGUGAGUGUGAGGUGUGUACUGACGACCUCGUAGGAGCCAGGUCUGCCUUCGAUAUGAACAGCCUCAGCCCCAACUCUGUCUUCUCCCAGUGGAGGGUGAUCUGUGAGAGUGUAGAGGACUACGACACUCUGGGAACCAUCUGUAACAAUUCAGAGACCAGUCCCAUCAGGAGGAACCCAGCCGGUAACGUGGCGCGACCCAUGGUGCAGAGGCUGCCUGAACCCCAGGAUGUAGUGGACUGUCUGGACCUGAAAACCUUCGAUACCCCACCUUACUACUCCACCUCUUCAGAGAGCUUCAGGAACACAGUAGAGGGCUACAGUGCCCCUCAGGGUGGCUAUGACCCAGUGGUGCGCAGCCUCCAUAACCUGGUUCACCUGUUCCUCAACGGGACGGGAGGGCAGACACACCUGUCCCCUAACGACCCCAUCUUUGUCCUGCUCCACACCUUCACUGACGCCAUCUUUGAUGAGUGGCUGACCCGACACGCCCCAGGGGAGGCAGUGUACCCGGAGGAGGAUGCUCCUAUUGGUCACAACAGACAGUUCAACAUGGUUCCCUUCUGGCCACCCGUCACCAACGCUGAGAUGUUCGUCACAGCCCCCGAGAACCUGGGAUACACCUACGAGGUCACAUGGCCCUCUCGCCCCUACACGCUGUCUGAGAUCAUCACCAUAGCGAUCGUCGCCGCGGUGCUGGUGGCUGCGGUGGUGUCGGGGGUCAUGGCGUGUGCCAUGCGUGCCCGCUACUUCCGCUCGGCUGAGGGACUGGAGCCGUUGCUAGGGGAGACCUUCCGUUGCUACUCAGACAGACAGACGGACAACAGCCAGUCUGUCGUGUAGAGAUCAUGUGUCUCCACCGGCACCCUAUUCCCUAUGUAGUGCACUACUAGUGACCAGAGCCCUAUUCCCUAUAUAGGGAACUACUAGUAACCAGAACCCUAUUCCCUACAUAGUGAACUACUAGUGACCAGAGACCUAUUCCCUAUAUAGUGAACUACUAGUGACCAGGGCCCUAUUCCCUAUAUAGUGCACUACUAGUGACCAGAACCCUAUUCCCUAUAUAGUGAACUACUAGUGACCAGAGCCCUAUUCCCUAUAUAGUGAACUACUAGUGACCAGAACCCUAUUCCCUACAUAGUGAACUACUAGUGACCAGAGCCCUAUUCCCUAUAUAGUGAACUACUAGUGACCAGAGCCCUAUUCCCUAUAUAGUGGACUACUAGUGACCAGAGCCCUAUAUAGUGAACUACUAGUGACCAGAACCCUAUUCCCUAUAUAGUGAACUACUAGUGACCAGAGCCCUAUUCCCUAUAUAGUGAACUACUAGUGACCAGGGCCCUAUUCCCUAUAUAGUGAACUACUAGUGACCAGAACCCUAUUCCCUAUAUAGUGAACUACUAGUGACCAGAACCCUAUUCCCUAUAUAGUGAACUACUAGUGACCAGGGCCCUAUUCCCUAUAUAGUGAACUACUAGUGACCAGAGCCCUAUUCCCUAUAUAGUGAACUACUAGUGACCAGAGCCCUAUUCCCUAUAUAGUGAACUACUAGUGACCAGAACCCUAUUCCCUAUAUAGUGAACUACUAGUGACCAGAGCCCUAUUCCCUAUAUAGUGAACUACUAGUGACCAGAGCCCUAUUCCCUAUAUAGUGAACUACUAGUGACCAGAGCCCUAUUCCCUAUAUAGUGAACUACUAGUGACGAGAGCCCUAUUCCCUAUAUAGUGAACUACUAGUGACCAGAGCCCUAUUCCCUAUAUAGUGAACUACUAGUGACGAGAGCCCUAUUCCCUAUAUAGUGAACUACUAGUGACCAGAGCCCUAUUCCCUAUAUAGUGAACUACUAGUGACCAGAGCCCUAUUCCCCUUAUAGUGAACUACUAGUGACCAGAGCCCUAUUCCCUAUAUAGUGAACUACUAGUGACGAGAGCCCUAUUCCCUAUAUAGUGAACUACUAGUGACCAGAGCCCUAUUCCCUAUAUAGUGAACUACUAGUGACGAGAGCCCUAUUCCCUAUAUAGUGAACUACUAGUGACCAGAGCCCUAUUCCGUAUAUAGUAAACUACUAGUGACCAGAGCCCUAUUCCCUAUGUAGUGCCCUACUUUAGACCAGAGCCCUAUUCCCUAUAUAGUGAACUACUAGUGACCAGAGCCCUAUUCCCUAUAUAGUGAACUACUAGUGACCAGAGCCCUAUUCCCUAUGUAGUGAACUACUAGUGACCAGGGCCCUAUUCCCUAUAUAGUGAACAACUAGUGACCAGAGCCCUAUUCCCUAUGUAGUGCACUACUUUAGACCAGAGCCCUAUUCCCUGUGUAGUGCACUACUUUAGACCAGAGCCCUAUUCCCUAUGUAGUGCACUACUAGUGACCAGGGCCCUAUUCCCUAUGUAGUGCACAACUAGUGACCAGGGCCAUAUUCCCUAUGUAGUGCACAACUAGUGACCAGGGCCCGAUUCCCUAUGUAGUGCACUACUUUAGCAUACUGGCCUAACACUCUAACCACUAGGCUAGUGCACUACUUUAGCAUACUGGCCCAACACUCUAACCACUAGGCUAGUGCACUACUUUAGCAUACUGGCCCAACACUCUAACCACUAGGCUAGUGCACUACUUUAGCAUACUGGCCUAACACUCUAACCACUAGGCUAGUGCACUACUUUAGCAUACUGGCCUAACACUCUAACCACUAGGCUAAUGCACUACUUUAGCAUACUGGCCUAACACUCUAACCACUAGGCUAAUGCACUACUUUAGCAUACUGGCCUAACACUCUAACCACUAGGCUAAUGCACUACUUUAGCAUACUGGCCCAACACUCUAACCACUAGGCUAGUACCCAUAGAGUUCUGGUCAACAGUUGUGCACUAUAGAGGGAAUGGUACCCAUAGAGUUCUGUCAACAGUAGUGUACUAUAGAGGGAAUGGUGCCCUUGGGUACCCAUAGAGUUCUGGUCAACAGAAGUGCACUAUAGAGGGAAUGGUACCCAUAGAGUUCUGUCAACAGUAGUGCACUAUAGAGGGAAUGGUGCCCUUGGUUACCCAUAGAGUUCUGGUCAACAGUAGUGCACUAUAGAGGGAAUGGUGCCCUUGGUUACCCAUAGAGUUCUGGUCAACAGUAGUGCACUAUAGAGGGAAUGGUGCCCUUGGUUACCCAUAGAGUUCUGGUCAACAGUAGUGCACUAUAGAGGGAAUGGUGCCCUUGGUUACCCAUAGAGUUCUGGUUAAAAGUAGUGCACUAUAUUUAGGUUAAGGUGCUAUUAAACCACAACCCUGUCUAUAGUUUAUGCUGUUUCUAUUCCUUCUCCCUCCUCUAAUAAAGUUGUAGUGGUUUUGAAAACCUGUGUCCCGA